Staurois parvus is the source of this 640-nucleotide messenger RNA. Lineage: Eukaryota; Metazoa; Chordata; Amphibia; Anura; Ranidae. The record is from the annotation of a GenBank genome assembly.
UGCCAGUUAAAGGCAUUUCUCUCCUCACGAGCUGUCACACUGACAGCUCGAGAGGAGAGACGGUAAUUGGCAUUCCACAGAGAGGACAUUUACAAUGAUCAUCAGGGCACUGAUGAUCAGUGUAGCCCCAGCAGUGCCAUCAGUCAGUGCCCAUCAAUGCCAGCUGUCAGUGCUCAUCAAUGCCACCUGCUAGUGCCCAUCAGUGCCUCAUCAAUGCCACAUAUCAGUGCCUACCAGUGCACAUCAAUGCCACAUAUCAGUGCCCAUCUGAGCUGCCUUUCAGUGUCACUUAUCAGUGCCAGUCAGUGCCACCUAUCAAUGCCAGUCAGUGCCACCUAUCAGUGCUGCCAAUCAGUGCCACCUUCAGUGCCACCUAUCAGUGCUGUCUAUCAGUGCCAUAUAUGAGUGCUGCCUUUCAGUGCCAAUCAGUGAUGCCUGUCAAUGCCCAUCAGUGCCACCUACCAGUGCCUCCUCAUCAGUGCCCAUCAGCGCAGCCUAUCAGUGCCCAUCACUGCAGCCUCAUUAGCGCACACGAAUGAAGGAGAACAAUCACCUAUUUACAAAAUUGUAUAACAAAAACUAAGAAAAAAACUUUUUUUCAAAAUUUUCAGUAGUUAUUGGUUUGUUUAGCAAAAAAUAA